This is a messenger RNA of Leptinotarsa decemlineata (Colorado potato beetle), 2253 nucleotides long. It is a transcript of the gene Mapmodulin, whose product is annotated as acidic leucine-rich nuclear phosphoprotein 32 mapmodulin. Gene Ontology annotation, molecular function: histone binding. Gene Ontology annotation, cellular component: nucleus. NCBI's taxonomy places the organism in Eukaryota, Metazoa, Arthropoda, Insecta, Coleoptera, Chrysomelidae. The record is from RefSeq and is a predicted model, not a curated record.
UAUUGUUGGUACCCCUCUAAUGCGCCAUUGACAAAACGCUUGGUGGCUAAUCGAUGUUCCUGUGUCUUCGAUGUCUUCGUAGUCUUCGUUUUCUUGAUCGAGUUUUGUAAAGCCUACUUUUGUCGUCGAGGUUACGUUUCAGGCUUGAUUUGUGUUUUAUUGUUGCUUGUGUUGGGAAAAGAUCCGUUUUGGAAUGGAAAAUCGUUUAGAAUUAGAAAAGCGUGGCAAAAAGCCCGUAGAAAUUAUUGAGCUUAUUUUGGAUAAUACUCGAAGUACUUCAAUAGUUGGUCUAACAGAUGAAUACGUCAAUCUUCAAAUCCUAUCCCUUAUCAAUGUUGGCCUUACAUCCCUCAAAGGAUUCCCCAAACUACCCAAUCUGAGGAAGCUAGAGCUAAGUGACAACAGGAUAUCCAAUGGCUUGAAUCUCUUAGAAACCAGUCCUAAAUUGACCUAUCUCAACCUGAGCGGAAACAAAAUCAAAGACUUGGAUACUUUAGAACCUUUGAAGAGUUUGAGGUAUCUGAAAAACUUGGAUCUCUUCAAUAAUGAGGCUACUUCUACCGAUAAUUACAGGGAGAAAGUAUUUAAGAUGAUACCAAGCUUGAAAUAUUUGGAUGGUUUUGAUGAACAAGAUGCUGAAGCUGAAGAAGACAGUGAUAUUGACGAGGAAGUCAAUGGAAACGAAGAUGACAGCGAAGAAGAAGAAGAAGGAUCUUCUGAAUCUGGAGAGGACAUGGAUGACGUAGGGUUAGGAGCAGUAUACUCUGAAAACCUCGAUGAACUGUCAGAUGAAGGGGAUUAUGAGGCAGUUGAAGAAGAAGAGGAUGAAGAUGGUAUUGAGGAAGAAGAAGAUGAGGACGCUGCUGAGGAAGAGGCUCAGCGGGCUGAAGUCUCAAGGGGUAAAAAGAGAAAGCAUGAAGGCGACGAUGAAAACUAAAAAUCCAGAUUGCGUACAUCAUCAACUUGUAGUGAUAUGAACAUUUUUAUUAUCGACCAAUGAAGUGUCUCCAAUUCGGCGAGAAGAGACUUUUUCAGUGAGUCAUCACCCCUGGCUGUGGUUUCAUAUUAAAAAAAGUUCAAUAGUCGGUUGGUAUCGACACUCUAAUUCUAAAUUAAUGUCCAAAAAGUAUUCCACAUGCAAUUAUAAAUUGAAAGGGCUAUUUUCCAAGGAAUAGGUUACAAUGGAAAAAUAAGACUGACGGUUUCUAGAGUAUUAUGGGAAACAUUCAAGGCAGGUUUUAUUGUAUUUUACUUUUUUUUUGACUAGAUUUUGGAGUGUAAUGAAAUGGUUUUAGUUGAACCAUGUGCUUGCUAGAAAACAAUUGAGAAAAAAGUUUCAAUUAGGAAAUUCAGAUAUUGGAAUCAUUCUCAUCAAGUAAUCACACUUUGAGGUACCGUAAAGUACAUGGGUUGGUGUCAAUUCCCACUAGCAAUACUUUCUCUCUUUUAGUCAUCCAAAGGCAGAGCCUUCAAGGAUGGGGGAAUUUUGAACUACUUUUUUAUAUAAACCGAAACGUGCAAUCUUAUUUAAAAAACACUUUUUUGUAGAGGAGUCUAAACUUUCUUGAACUCUUACAGCUUUCAAACCUUCCCCAGUCUAAAAAAUAAAUAUAAUAGAGGAACAUAAUAGAGGAACUGGGCAACUGUAAUCAAGGGCAAAUUGAAAAAUUUCAUAUCAUCCGCUUCUUGAGAGAAUUCCAAUCAGUAAUUUGAGGUCAUUCACUUUUUUCCUAUCAAAUAAGAUGAGAUUGAUUUAAAAAAUUAAUUGUUGUAAUGGUUAGCUCUUUUCUGAAAAGGGAUGAUGUUUCAUCUUGAUUGAUGGACAAAAAUUUAUAAAAUGAAUAAUUACAUAUUGGACUUUUUCAUGGCCAACUUUUCAACUCAAUUACACUUGCACACAUUCUCUGUUCUGGAUUUAUUUUAUUUGAAAUUAUGGAAGGUUGGAAACAAAGAAGGAUUCACGAAACAUGCACAAACUCUUCGACACAAAAUUUUGUUUCAUAUUUCCAUGUUACAUUUUCCUUGGCCAUAGCUCACCAAGAAAUCAAUUCUAAGAUGUUGUUUUCGUAGUGAAGUAACAGCCAGAAGUUGUUAAAAAAGUGAAAGUCAAUGGUAUAGUUAUAUUUUGUACAUCCAUUAAUAUCUAAUGUCUAGUAAUUUUAAGGGUGUUAACAUACAUAUGAAGUAAGUUACUGUUUUUUAUUGAAUUGUGUUAUAUCCUGAAUUUUCUCAAAUUAAAUAUCUUCCCAUGGA